Spirometra erinaceieuropaei is the source of this 1860-nucleotide messenger RNA. Lineage: Eukaryota; Metazoa; Platyhelminthes; Cestoda; Diphyllobothriidea; Diphyllobothriidae. The record is from the annotation of a GenBank genome assembly.
AUGCUACCACUUACUAACCUUUUACGCGGGAACAACCGUGAGUUUUCUUUUCCUGACACAGCUGUAGAGGCUUUCAAUCGUGCCAGAAAGGCUCUUGCGGAUACAACUGCCCUUGUUCAUCCUAUACCUGAUGCCCCACUUUCCAUUGUGGCCGACGCCUCCAAUUUCGUUAUAGGUGCUGCCCUUCAGCAACAGACGCCCACUGGCACCCAGCUCUUGGCUCUCUACUCUGCCAAAUUGACACCCCCACAAACUCGCUAUAGCACUUUUGGUAGAGAACUUCUUGCAAUUUAUUUAGCCAUUAAGCAUUUUCGUAAUUAUAUUGAGGGCCGAGAUUUUCGUAUUUAUACUGACCACAAGCCCCUUACUUAUGCCCUCUCUACUUCUUCUGACAAGUAUUCACCCCGCGAGACCCGCCAUCUCGAUUUUAUUUCUCAGUACACCACCGACAUUCGAUUUCUUAAAGGCCUUUAUAAUCAAGUUGCUGACUGUCUUUCUCGGCCUGGCAUUAACGCCAUCAACCGCCCUUCCAUUGAUUUGGAGCGCAUGGCAGAACUGCAAAAUCAGCCGACUUUCAGUGAGAGCCUUCAACACACUAGUCUUCAACUCGAAGCCAUUCCUCUCUCCACCACCCCCGGUACAAUCUUGUGUGACGUAUCGCGCGGUGCCUCCCGACCCGUAGUGCCAAGCGAGAUGAGACGAGAUGUUUUUGCCGCGUUGCACAAUCUAGCUCACCCUGGCAUCCGCACUACCCAGCGCCUCGUCAGCGAGCGUUUCGUUUGGCCAAGCAUGAACACUGAUAUCCGCCAGUGGACCCGUUCAUGUUUGGCCUGUCAGGAGGCCAAAGUCGGACGGCAUAACAAAGCCCCCAUUGGCACUUUUCUCGCACCCGACGCACGUUUUUCACAUGUCCAUAUCGAUCUAGUAGGUCCCUUUCCAACAUCUCGUGGUUGUAACUACUUACUUACUGCGAUUGACCGAUUUACUCGUUGGCCCAUUGCAACUCCCAUACCUAGCAUAACUGCAGAUUCCGUUGCUCAUGCUUUUUUGGAACACUGGAUCUCUCAUUAUGCCGUCCCCUCAACUAUUACCACCGAUCGAGGUCAACAAUUCGAGUCUAGACUUUUUAGCAGCCUUACCAACCUCCUCGGAUGUUCUCGCAUACGCACGACAGCAUACCACCCCUCAUCCAACGGCUUAGUCGAGCGUUUCCACCGGCAACUCAAAGCCUCGCUCCGAGCUCAUGACAACCCUUCCCAUUGGAGCGAUCAUCUGCCUUUGGUCAUGCUCGGUAUCCGUACCGCACUCAAGCCCGACUUAGAGUGUUCCGCUGCCCAACUUGUCUACGGUACCACCCUACGGAUUCCCGUGGAUUUUUUCGGGUACCCUCAAAGCUCAGCCGACUUGGAUCCCAGCGACUAUAUGCAAAGAUUGCGCCAAGCCAUGACUCAUCUUCGAGCCACUUCUCCACGUCCUUCAACAAGUAAGUCGUACGUCGACCCGAACUUACUAACAUGUUCUUUUGUAUUUGUCCGCGUAGAUAGCAUUCGCCGGCCACUACAACAGCCCUAUGACGGCCCACUUCGAGUACUAUCGCGCAAGGACAAGCAUUUUACAAUUGACCGUGGAGGCCGCACCGACGUGGUCCCAAUCGAUCGCUUGAAGGCGGCUUACACCGAGCCUCUUUCAACUUCUCCAACCGAACAACCUCCACUUGGCACAUUGCCACUUGCUAUUUCCCAGACUCCAUUUACGCCCAAUAACCCCGCAUCUUCCCUUAACCCACAGACUCCUUCCCUUACUCGCAGCGGUCGUCAUGUCCGUUUUCCCGAUCGUUACCAACUUGUACAAUAUGCAUAA